Macroventuria anomochaeta is the source of this 1032-nucleotide messenger RNA. RefSeq lists its product as uncharacterized. The transcript has a single exon. The coding region runs from base 193 to 711 and encodes 172 amino acids. The record is from RefSeq and is a predicted model, not a curated record. NCBI's taxonomy places the organism in Eukaryota, Fungi, Ascomycota, Dothideomycetes, Pleosporales, Didymellaceae.
GGAAGCGGGCCAUGAUGGGGAUAAUGGGCUUUUAGCACCCACACGAAAUGCGGCAGGCGGUUGAUGCGCUGGCUCGAGCGGAGGACGUCUGACGAGUGCGGGACGCGCUGAGCGGGUCGUGACAGGGCCAAACGUCGCUCAGGAGGGCAACCCAAGUCGAAGAUCACCAACUUCCAUCUGAAAUGUGAUUGGAUGACAGGAGACGUGGGUGAAUGUCAUUCGCUGCCUCGCAUUUUCUUUUUGGACGAGUGUGCACCGACCCAUGUCAGCUUGGCAAGGAUCGACCCUAUCGUGAGCCCACACUCGGUGAAAGGGCAACAAGCUAUCCUGCAUCCUCUUCCAUUCGGUCAAUCUCUGCAUCAGUGGCAGCGCAUCCUCGUCCAGCUGGUAUUGCUUUUUGCGCGGCCCCCGCGCCUCUGUCGGAUGUUGCAAAGGCAGAACGGUCGUCAUCCACAAGGGUCUUCAGAUCGCACAUGGGCCGACUCCUCUUCAACGCCCCGUUGCGACUUUACGCUGCUAAUCAUAUCCCCUUCGAGCCACACCUUUUGCAUUUCUUUCUAUCGAACGCUUUGUCACAUCACGGACUACCUCAUUAGGCCAGCAGCGAGUCGUAUAUUUCUUGGCGCGAGAAUUCACCGAGCGUUCUCAUCUCAAACACGGCUUAUGAGUCUUCAAUUUCCAUUAGGUUUGAUUCGAUUUCUCCAAACAUAGGCCGUUUUCUUCUAGCAUGUCACGAGCCUUCAGUUUGCUGUUCACAACUUUCGGAACUUUUCGAGCCGGGUAGUGCCGGCGAGAGCAGUCUCCUUAAUCUGAUUAGCUGGCGCUUUUGUGGAGAGCCUUGUGGCACGGAGGCGCCUGAUGACGCUGACGAGAACGAGAACAUGCUGGAGGCAUCCUUCGAUUGCUACUUUGCUGACUCCGCGGGCUCAGAGGUUCGAGUUCCAUCACAUCCAAAUCCGUUUCUUGUAGCGCCUGUUGCUGCCCGUUCAGCCAAUACCGGUCCAAGCAUUCAUCUGUGGCUUCUUCGAUCAG